This is a messenger RNA of Heterotrigona itama, 7268 nucleotides long. The record is from the annotation of a GenBank genome assembly. Lineage: Eukaryota; Metazoa; Arthropoda; Insecta; Hymenoptera; Apidae.
AUGCCAUUCGAUAACAUUCCAGUACUUAUAAAAGGGUAUAUUUUGUAAAUUUACAAAACUAAAAAUCUACAUACAUAACAAAAAUAUCUAUAUAUUAUAAUAAAAUUUAAAAAAAUUUAGUACUCCACCAUUGAACACAAAUGUGUGUCACUACUACAACUAUUGGAAAUUGCUACUGUGUACAUUACUUUUGUAGAAAGUAGAUUUCUCUAAUAAUGUAUCAUUUGUUUUACUAAAGAUAUCGCCCAAAGUAGGGGAGUACCAAUACUUUUCUGACCCUCUGUAAUUAUUGCUCAAUAAUUGGCCAACAAAAGAAAAAACGCAUUAAGCUUUCAAUUAUAAUUAAUUUUCUUCAAACGAUAAAACCAACGUGAACUAAACAGGAUGAUAAUCCUUCCGAUCAUUCCGUUUAUUGUUAACCUGGUUUUUAGCUAGAAACGAGUUUUCUACGCGCCAGUCGAACGUACGUACAUGGCGAUAGCAUAAAUUGUGAACCUUAUCAUCGAGAAAAUUUCAGGUUUGAAGAUUAUGUCCACGUGAUAAAGCUCGCGACCACGUGCUACACAUACACUUUGCACUAUAAUAACAGGCAUAUUAACGUGACGUGGUCGUACUUUAGAUUAAACGAAGCAUGUCUGAUUGUGAGUUAUCUCUACGAAGACUACGCCAAAUAAAAAGAAAAAAAAAAGAAAUAUUAAUCUUGUCUAAUUCGAUCGGCAAGAUAGUAUUAGUACGUUUAUUUAUAUGACGCCGUCACAUAUAUAUUUUGUAUCUUGCAUUAUCAUUGAUCACUUUUGAAUCAAAUUUCGAAGCUGAAUCUUGCACAAUCAAGUCGAUUUGUUUCUUCUUCUUUCUUGCCGAAUAUUACACAGAUUCGUACUUACCGCGAGCAAUUUAACGAUCGUAUCGUGAAUUGCUGGUCGAAUAAUUGUUGAGAUAAUACAUUUCAUUGUGCCUGUGUGUUUGCCAUUAGCAAGUAAGCUGAAGGCUGAACAUUUAAAUACCGAGGAUGUAUAACUUAACGUUUGAUAAAGUUUAACUUUCUUACAUUUCGUACAUAAUGUUUGCAACGUUGCACUAGAAAUCUAUUCUGUCUAAAGCUAUUCGUUUCCAAAUCCACGGCCUUUGUCAGCUUCUACUUUGAUCAAAGGUAAGACGAUAAUUGUUUCAAUGCGCAUUAUUAUUGAAAUUACUAGAUUAUUUCGCUUGUACAAAUGUGUUAAAUUUUUAUCUUCCUAUGUUAGAUUGUCAUUGUUUUAUUGUCGAUACUAGUAACUGAAUUCUGUUAAUUAUAUUUAUAUUUGUAUGUUUUUUUUUUUUUUUAUGCUAGUAAGACACUGCAUCGAUAAGGAUUUCAAAAGUACGAUUUCUUUCUUCCUUUCGUUUGUAAACGUACUAUUUUUGUUCGGGCAUAACAAUUUUUUAUGUACAGUAACAAGCAUUUUCUACCGAUAACGAUAAUGCACAACAAGUGAGAACAAAGAGAACUUACAAUGCGUGCAAAUGAAUUAUUCGUGAAACACUUGAUGGUGUAAAGACUUUUUUUUUCGCGAAAUCGGAACAUAAUUUCUGCUUGCGAAUGUAAUGCGUUCACAUAAAUCCUUAAAUAACUGCUACAGAAAUAAUAUAAGUAAUAAUUAAAUUUUCCGCUUGAUUUGCAUUAAUACUACACACGCUAUAAGGAAUCAUUUAACUAUUUGUAAUUGCACGCGACGAAAACCAAGAAGGUGACUCCGUCGUAGAAAAUUAAUGAUUUUUUGAUCGUGCAUCAAAUGUCUGUCACACCACUAUAAUGUAUUAGUGUAUUUCUUAUUCAUUAUUCCUCCACAGAUUUAUGUAAUUGCAAGUUCAUAUCAGCAAAAAUGCAAUUACAAAUUCGCAUCAGCAGAUUGAUUAUUUUUUCGUAUCAUUAUCGAACGAUCUCUUUCGUGAAUAUCGUCUCUACGGAUCUACAAACCAUACGGGUGUAAAAAUUUACAAUCGCAUCGUGAUUGUACGAUGUUGCAAUCUUUUUCAAAACUCCGAAAAAAAAUCAUACAGAGUAACGAAAUUUUGAUGAAAAGAUAUUUUACACGAUAAUUAUUUUAUACAGAUACAAAAUAUUUUAAUGGACCAACGAGAUGAUAUAUAUUUUGGACAAUAGUUCGUUCAGUCGUAAUGAAAUCUUAAUUCUAAGAACAUUAAACUGAUAACAUAGCACUCGCUACCUUCUUUAUACGUAAAGCAUUAGUAUAUUAGUAUUUUCAUUAUGAAUGAUAGGCUGCAUGUGCAUGCUAUAUGCUGAAAUUUAAUCAAUUAGAAACAAUUAAUCAUAUUAUCAAAUGUAGUCAAUAUGAUCAUUAUAAUAUUAUAUAUUAAUUAUUAUAAAUUUGAUAAUUAUUAUACUUUUGAAAAGAUAAUAUUCUAAUAUUCGUUAUAUUCAAUACAACGCGUACAAGAAUAAUUAUUAUUUCGUAAAAAAAUUGAAAUUGUAAUUUCAGCGAAUGAUAAUUCUGUUCGCGAAGAUAAUGAUUGUCAUAAAGUUAUUUUCUUAAGGACUGUUACGUGUCUUGUAACUUGUUAUUUACAAUUAUUCUUGAACAUUUAUAUCGUAAUAUACCCACCACGGUAAUGCAUAUAAUGUUACGUGAAUAAAUCAAUUAAAACGAAUCAUGCCUGUAAAAAUUCAUUUCCAAGAAUAACUUAUCCGCCGUGUCAUUUACGCGCGUAAAAUUGUCUUGUAUGAAUGCUCUUGUCUUGUAAGAAUCUUGUUUUGAACAAAAUUUUACAGGUUUCAUUUCUUUUAUUUUUCGUACGUUCAUUCGUACAUCAAAUAAUGCAUAAAUAAGUUACUCUUAUCUUUGAAGAAUUAAACGAAGCAUGAGAUAAGAUUGAAAUAUUCCCUCGCCGGUGAAAUGAACAAGUUAUUACAGUAAAUCAAUUACAUAAACAAAAUGUGAAAACGCAAAUAUUAUCCACAUAUGAAAACGAUUUAGCUCCAUUAUUUAUACAGAUGUCACACUAUCUGAUAUAAAAGUUGAAUAAAUAUCAUUUGAUAAUAAAAAAGAAAAAAAAAAAAUUCAAGUCGUUCGUCUUGAUGCAUCGUUCUUUUAUUAAAGUGAAUUUUUGAAUAAUACUAAAUUUAACAAAAUAUCAACGAUAUAUUUUUGGAUGGAUGGACAAAGAAAUACAAGCCAGAAUUAUAAUUGACUGUAAUUAAUUAAUAUAGAACAUAAUUCUGCAGAAUUAUGAUGGAAUAUAGUUUUGGAGAAAAGCACUUUAUACAAUAUUUAAACUUGAAGUGCAAUGUAAAAUCAGAUAACAUGUGUCUCAUGUAAAUAUACAUAUGUACAUCAUCUUUAUGAAAAUGAUCGAAAUUUUGCUUGUACCAUUUUGCUUGAUCUAGCAAACAGGUAAUAUACAUGUGUGAUGAUUAAAUGAAAACAAACUAAGGAAGUGGGCAAGAGGAAUGACCCAACAGGAAAUUUCAUUUUCCUAUGCGUGUUACUUUAUAUCGUGACGUGAUGAUCCUGUUAAUUCCCACGAUAUCUGUUUACGUUUCUUAUUAUAAAAAAAAAAAAAUUCUAAUAUGGUUUUCCUUAUCAUCCGGCGUGUAACCACAUAAUGAAAGCCUACAAUACAAUACAUUCAGCAUGAACAUGGAAACGGGGACUUCCAUUUCAUACAAUUACAUGUGCAUAUACGGUAUCGAAUGGCAUCGAAAUCUAAUUGAGAAAUGAAUUCCAGAGAAAAAUAUGUCCCUUUGACGUGCGUUGUUCUCCUUUUUAAAAUCAUUUGCGCGUAGGCAAACAUGUCCAGUGUUUCGCUAACUGGUAUCAUAAUCGGUACAUCACUAUUAUUAAUUGCUUGUCACAUCGUGCCGUUACGAUAAGUAUUUAAACAGUGCAGACAUAAGUGUACUUCAGUUCAUCUCUGAACAGGUAUAAAAAAAUUCUAAAACGAUAAUAUUGGAAAUAGCACGAAACUGGAGAAAUAUUGCGCGUCCGACAUUCUCUCCUUCUAAAUUUCCUUUGAUAUAAACAAUAUUAAAAAUAAAUAUGUAUUAUUAUUAUUAAUUCCAAUAAUAUAUAUUAUUAUUUUAUAUUAUAAUUUCAUUAAUAUUAUUAAUAUUUUAUUAAUAUUUAUUAAUAUUUAUUAUAUUUAUUAUAUAAUUUUAUUAAUAUUUAUUAAUAAGUAAUAUUAUAAUAUUUUAUUAAUAUUUAUUAAUAUUUAUUAUAUUUAUUAUAUAAUUUUAUUAAUAAGUAAUAUAAUAUUUUAUUAAUAUUUAUUAAUAUUUAUUAUAUCUAUUAUAUAAUUUUAUUAAUAAGUAAUAUUAUAAUAUUUUAUUAAUAUUUAUUAAUACUUAUUAUAUAAUUUUUAUUAAUAUUAUUAAUAUUUAUUAAUAUUACCUAUAUAUAUAUAUAUAUAUAUGUACACUAAAAAUCAUUAUCGAUAAAAAAUAUUACUACAAUUGCUCUUCAUGCAAAAAACGUCACGUUAAGAUAUUUUAUCAUUGUUACAAGAUCUAUGUAAGAUACUGAUUUCUGUUAGAUCUCAUUAUCAGGAUAGACAUUUGAAAAUUUAUAUUCUGUAAACGCAAAAGAAAGUUAUAUAUCAUUCUAUCCGUUGAUGCUUUAUAAUCAUUAUAGCCAUUUACUCUUUAACUUAUGGCUGACCUAUUUGACAUCGUCAAAUGCAACUUACACCUUGAAAAUUCUUGUCGAUAACUGUGGGACACUGAUCUUGAUUUAAAAAACGUGAAAAACAUUUAUCAAAUGUCAUUAUCGUUUAUUCAAAUUAAACGAUCAUACUUAUAAUAAUUCAUGGAAGAUUUGUAUUGAUUUCAGAUUGAACAUGACCAAUAUGAUUUCGUUCAACAGUCGCAAAAGUUUCUCUUCGAUGUAUAUGAUUUUGGCUUUGGUUGCAAUAAUCGGCGUCACAGCUAUUCAAGCAGAGAUCAAACUAGUGAAUGUGAUAUUCCGACAUGGCGAUAGAACACCCGACGCCAUUGACGAUGAGAAAUAUCCGAACGACCCUUACUUGAAUUGUUCUUAUUAUCCAAUGGGUCGUGGCCAAUUGACCAACUCGGGUAAAAUGCGAGAAUACACACUGGGACGAUUCUUGAGGGAGAGGUAUGGAGACUUCUUGGGAGAGCUCUAUGUACCUGAAGAAAUCUCAGCUCUUAGCUCGGAUUACGACAGAACGAAAAUGUCUUUGCAAUUAGUUCUCGCUGGACUUUUCCCGCCGAAUGAUACUAUAGAGCGUUGGAAUCAGAAUCUGAAUUGGCAGCCAAUCCCCGCGAAAUACCUGCGACGAUACGAAGACAACCUCUUUCUACCGGAGGAUUGCCUUUUAUUUUCAGUUGAAUACAACAGAGUGUUGCAAUCGCCGGAAGGGAAACAAGAACUGGAAAAUUAUAGCGGAUUUAUGAAACAAUUGACAGAGUGGACUGGGAAAAACAUAUCCACAGCAUGGGAUAUGUAUUACCUGUACCACACGCUAAUGGCCGAAUCCUCUUAUGGUUUUGUUUUGCCAAAUUGGACACACGGUAUAUUCCCAUACGGAGAAUUAUGGAACGCAACAGUGUUUUCAUACGAAAUCGCCAAUUCGACUCCUCUGUUGAGAAGACUAUAUGGAGGCCCGUUUAUCCGAAUCAUUACAAGGUAUAUGUUGAAUCAUAUAAACGGCGUGAAAGAAGAUCAAGGAGAAAAAAUGAACUUAUUCAGUGGACACGAAAGCAACGUCGCCGCCGUUUUAUUCGCUCUCGGAUUGUAUUAUCCGCACGUUCCUGAAUAUUCAAGCUCAGUUAUAUUGGAACUUCAUCAGAUCGAUAACAGUUGGUACGUGAAGGUGGUUUACUACGUGGGCAUUCCAUCCGAAGGAAAUGAACUCCAACUACCUAACUGUGAUAUACUCUGCCCUCUCGACAAGUUCUUGCAAUUAAUCGAAGAUGUGACGCCAUCGAAUGAGGAAAUGAUUUGUGAUAAAGGCCUGUCGGAUGCAUUUGUAGAUAAGAAGACAAUCGAAGAAUUAGAUCUAUUGAAAUACAAUCUGAUAAAGACUGCAGGAGUCAUUGAAAAAACAUGGGUGUCGCUUGGAUUUUUAGGAUCAUGGUUUGCAUCCUUUAUUGUCAAAUGUCUUUUGCCGAGGUAAAACUCGUACAAACAGUAUUCAGACAUGGAAACAGGAUGCCAUCGGGGAUCAAUUACUAUCCGAACGAUCCUUACGUUAACUGCACCUACGAACCAGCAGGGCCAGGAGGUUUAACUAACGUCGGUAAACUGGCUUUAUAUAAACUCGGCCAAUAUUUCCGCGAAAGAUACAACCAAUUCUUAGGAGAGAUUUACAUGUCGAAAGAUGUUUGGUUCCGCGCCGACGAAGUAGAAAGAGUAAUCAUGAGCGGACAACUCGUGGCAGCUGGACUAUACCCGCCAAACAAAAAGCAAAGAUGGGAACCUGAUUUAAAUUGGCAACCCAUACCAAUAUGGACGUUGCCAGCAUCGAUCGACUGCCUCUAUAAUGGCCAAUUUUCUGCGAAUUUUCGUGCAUGGAGAAACGACGUGGAGAGAACAGAUGCGGCACUAAUUGAAUUUGAAAAACAGCAUACAGACGUUUACAGAUAUCUGUCGAAACACACAGGUGGUAAUAUUACACAAUCCAGAACGAUCAAUUUGCGUCAGUACCUGUUUGCACAGAAAGAUAUUGGUUUGAAAUUACCAAAGUGGACAGAAUCUGUCUUUCCUCACGGGAAGCUAGAUAAAUUAGCUGUACAUGAUAUUUACAUUCGGACUCGUACUCCGCAAAUGAAGCAAUUACUAGCUGGUAAAUCUCACAAUUUUCUUUUUUUCCUCAUUAUCAUCUAUUUCUCUUAUUUCCUCUUGUCGAAAGAAAAUUUCGAAGAAAAAAAAGAAGAAGAAGAAUGUAACUCUGAUGGAGAGUUUUACUUGACAGGAAUGUGGAUUCGCGAAUGGUUGAGGCAUAUUGAUGAUCAUUUGAAUAAGAACGAUACGCGAAAAGCGUUUAUGUACGCGUCGCACGACCUAAAUAUCGCUUAUAUACUCGUAGCAUUGGAUAAUUUUGACGACGAGAUUCCUCACUAUGGUAGUUGCCUGAUGUUCGAAUUACAUGAAGAGGACAACGAAUAUUACGUACAGGUGCUUUAUAGAAACAACGGAAAUGUUCGUACACUCAAGUUUCCUAAUUGCGAUGGCAAAAUGUGUCCAUUGGAGGAAUUCAAAAAAUUUGUAACACCCGUGACACCGACAAACCCGAAAGCAAUAUGUGGAUAG